This is a messenger RNA of Diuraphis noxia (Russian wheat aphid), 548 nucleotides long. It is a transcript of the gene Galk, whose product is annotated as N-acetylgalactosamine kinase. Gene Ontology annotation, biological process: carbohydrate phosphorylation; galactose metabolic process. NCBI's taxonomy places the organism in Eukaryota, Metazoa, Arthropoda, Insecta, Hemiptera, Aphididae. The record is from RefSeq and is a predicted model, not a curated record. Gene Ontology annotation, molecular function: galactokinase activity; ATP binding. Gene Ontology annotation, cellular component: cytosol; cytoplasm.
GUUUAAAAARUAAUCGUAUGUAUAAAAUAUAUGAAACAAGGACGUCAAUUUCUCAGUAUUUUUCGUAUAAUAUCCCAAUAUUUGCUACAGURAUAAAAAAAAAAAGAAAAUAUCAAAAUUUAUUUACAACCCCGGAAUUAUGUCCAAAGACGGCGUACCAUAUAGGCAAAAUAUAUACGAUGACUUAUUGUUUAUAGGUGUCGAUCAGUAAACUGGAGCUGGCAGAAAUCAGCGCAAAAUGCGAGAGGUACAUUGGCACGGCAGGUGGUGGUAUGGAUCAAGCGAUAGCCGUGAACGCCAAACAAGGUUAUGCGGCCCGCAUCGACUUCAAUCCGUUGGUGGUCAAACAAUUCCGGCUCCCAGCCGACGCAAAGUUCGUCGUGGCUCAGAGUUUAGCCGUCAAGAACAAAGCGGCAUCGAAUGACUUCAACACGAGAGUAGUGGAAUGUAGACUGGCUUCACAGGUAAAUAUUUCUUAUGGCCUAUUCGAAAAGGUCCGGCACAUAUGACGGAUGUGGUGUACUGAUAAUAUGUCAUAUUCCAUCUGC